Molecule: messenger RNA, 747 nt
Organism: Liolophura sinensis
Lineage: Eukaryota; Metazoa; Mollusca; Polyplacophora; Chitonida; Chitonidae
Product: sperm motility kinase Z-like
Exons: 1
Coding region: 1-747 (248 amino acids)
Biological process (GO): microtubule cytoskeleton organization; protein phosphorylation; intracellular signal transduction
Cellular component (GO): cytoplasm
Molecular function (GO): tau-protein kinase activity; ATP binding
Source: RefSeq, a predicted model, not a curated record
AUGCAAACACCAACUUGUACUACUUCCACGCGAAGUUCAAGAAGACCGACAGAGAUCUAUUCGUCGAGUUGCCUUCGUAAAGGCUGCAGCGAGUCUACCAAGAAAAAACUGGACAAGGAAUACCUCGUGGUCAGUGGCAUUAGCCACCCAGGUAUUAUAAAUGUGGUAGAUUGGAUUCAAACAGACAAUACCUAUGGCCUGGGGCUAGAGUUUGCUCCCUUUGGUAAUUUGAGAGAGGCCAUGUUUACCCAGUUCUCCCAAAUUCGUGGAAUGUCCAAGUUCAUCAUGUUCAGGCAAAUAGUCUCAGCUGUUGAGUUCCUGCACAACGCCGGCAUGGCCCAUCUCAACAUCCGGCCUGGAAGUGUUAUGGUCUUCAAGAAAUGGUGUCUUGUCAAACUGUCCGGCUUUGAUCACGUGGUGAAGGUGAAUCCCAAACGGCUUUGCCGCUUAUUUGACCUCCAUGCAAUCUCCACCCCACCUGAAGUAUUCAAGAAGAAGCCAUACCAUCCCCAGAAAGCGGACAUCUGGGCGCUUGGGUCCCUGUUUUUCUACAUCCUGACCGGUGAUUACCUGCAGAAAGACACCGGCUUUUCACUGGACCGUCUGGUCUUCCCCUGCCUUAAAGGUUGUGACUGGGACGACAAACGGGGCGCUCUGGAAAUUCUCAACUGCGCAUUAUUUCCUGUAGCACAUCGCCGCCCUGAAGCCUCCCAGCUUAUGAGGCGAUUUAAAUUCUUCGGAUUGUAA